AUGUCACAUUCAACAGCCAAUGACACCAACCCACAAUCGAGCCAACAAGCAACUGCAUCAGCGUCUCAUCAACAUGAAGCAACUGAGCAAGAAGAGGAAAAGGCGUUCAUUGAACAAAUUGUAAACAGCACUUCUUACAUGACACCCAAGGAACUAUUGGAACGACUGGAUGGUGAUAGCUUCUUACGGUGGGUGGAGUAUAACCUGGAAGCAAACAAGAUCGAUGAUGCCAUCAACGAAGCAAAGGACAGUCUCUAUGCCGAGAAGAUGACGCAGCUCAAGAAGGAGUUAAGCGAAUUGGAAGCAGGAACGCAUGCAACAUUAUGUGCAAAUCUCAAGGCUUUGGAACAUGAGCGUGAUCAGCGGCUUUUUCGCAUCAACACAAUAGCUCAAAUGCGAGUGAAAUAUGUCGACAAUCAAUAUGAGUUGGAACGUAGCAUGGCCCAGGAGGAUUUGGAUAUAGGCAAACGACAUCUGAGGAAUGCAUGGAAAGCAUACGUUGACGACAGGAAUGCAGGCGCUCCUGCAGAUGAACUAUUGCCUCGCAAGAAACGAAAGGAAAUCAGCCAGCGUCCUGUGUUGGAGAUAUUGAAAGACAAAAUUGGAAUGAUGAAUUCAGUCACCAAUCGACGACAAGCUGCAGAUCAUAUCCUUUUUUUACCUUUUCUCGCUCUCUCGCUAUUGAAGAAGGAACGAGAUCGAUUAUCCAAUCCGCUCGAUACACGUGAUGAAAACGAGCUCCAUACAGAUGUUCUUGUCAUGCGAAAGAUUGCGGAUACACAUGAAGGAUAUCAGCGAUCACGAAAAACAGCAGCGACAGCUUCGUCAUCAUCAGGAGCAUCAUCAUCAAAACGUCAUCAACAUGAUACCAAUGCCAACACGGUUCGCCGAUCUUGA
Messenger RNA from Lichtheimia ornata, 897 nucleotides. RefSeq lists its product as uncharacterized. The transcript is spliced from 7 exons. Lineage: Eukaryota; Fungi; Mucoromycota; Mucoromycetes; Mucorales; Lichtheimiaceae. Bases 1 to 897 code for a protein of 298 amino acids. The record is from RefSeq and is a predicted model, not a curated record.